GACUUGCCAAAACUAUAGUUUGUUAACAAGACAUUUGUGGAGUGGUUGAAAAACGAGUUUUAAUGACUCCAACCUAAGUGUAUGUAAACUUCUAACUUCAACUGUAAACACUGGCCUGAUGCCCUCCUAGUAGAAAAAGUAUCUUGUGACACAUCCUAGGAAACAUCAUGGUCUAACCACUUCGACACACAUGUACCAUGAAAACAUUAUGAAAGUCUCUUCCCGUAAUCAUCAUGGGGCAACUUGAGCAAUAGGAUUCAAGUAUUGCAGCGGUGCAAGUAGUGGAUGGGAAAAGUGUUUACAUCGGUGAUAUUAAGUCUGACCUUGAUAUGUGGAUAAUUACAGGGGGGGAAAUGUAUAUAAUGUAUAUAUUUUUAAAAAAAAGUCAUUGUGGUGACCUUAUGCAAGCGUGGAUUAGCCUAUAUCUAUUUAGCAAUUAACGCGUUGAUUGGGUGGCAUCCAUCUAUGAAUAAUCACGUUCUGAAGCAUUUCACAAUUGGUGUGUUUUCUUCUGGCCAGUGACGAAACACCCUAUCAGUGUCAAUAACCUCUUGCUUCUCGUGUGUGUGUGUGUGUGUGUGUGAUCGCUUUGGGUGUGGUGUCAUGUGAGUAACCUUCUGAGUGUAGGGCUUCCUUCCUCAUCACUUCUAUAGAGUGGAACACAUCUGCACUACCAGCCCACAUAGGGGGUGGCUGUCCACACACCGCAUCACUACCAACGGCAUCGCUGCACCAGUGGGUUGUGAGACAGCAGAGCUCCAGUGGAGAGAUUGUUUUAGCCUGAGUCUGAGCCCACAUCAGGAGUUCUACACUCACCCAAGUCCUGCCUUGUCCAACCUGAACCAGCCAUUUUCUCACUUGCCAAGCCCUUCACAACCCAGCCAUGGAUGCCCUGUCCUCCCUGAGCUCUUCAACCUCCUGCUCUCAUCUGUACCUCUGGGCCAGCAACACCACCAACAGCAGCGCUAUUAACAUUGAUGUGAUCCUGGAGCACUACAACCACACAGGGCGCCUGCAGCAUCGCGUGCCCCGCCAGGGUGGCCUGAGCUCGGCAGCGGUCCUCUCCCUCUUCAUCAGCGUCCUCAUCAUCCUGGAGAACCUGCUGGUCCUAGUGGCCGUGCUCUCCCGGAUCCUCCACAGCCGCCGCUGGGUCUACGUGUGCAUCGCCAACAUCACCCUGAGCGACCUGCUGGCCGGGGCGGCCUACGUGGUCAACAUCUGGAUGUCGGGCAGCCAGACGUUCAGACUGAGCCCGGCUCUGUGGCUGUUCAGGGAGGGGGUACUGUUCGUGGCCCUCGCCGCCUCCAUCUUCAGCCUGCUGCUGAUAGCUGUGGAGCGCUACACCACCAUGAUGAAGCCGCUGCACCAGAAGUCGGCCAGGAAGACGUAUCGUAUCUACGGCCUGGUGGCUCUGUGCUGGAUUGUGGCCUUUGCCAUCGGCUUCCUCCCCCUGCUGGGCUGGAACUGCGUGUGCAGCCUGGAGAGCUGCUCUACCCUGCUGCCGCUCUACUCCAAGAGCUACAUCCUCUUCUCCCUUCUCAUCUUCUCCCUCAUCCUGCUGGCUAUCGGCGUGCUCUAUGGCGCCAUCUACAGCCACGUGCGCAGCAGCUCCAAGGUGGGCUCCCAGCGCAGCCGCAAGCGCUCCCUGGGGCUGCUGAAGACAGUCAUCUCCAUCGUGGGUGUGUUCAUCAUAUGCUGGGGGCCUCUGUUCAUCCUGCUGCUGGUGGACUUCUUCUGUGUGUCGCGGCAGUGCGCACCGCUCUUCAGCGCCGACUGGGUCAUCGCCCUGGCCGUGAUAAACUCGGCCCUGAACCCGGUCAUCUACACCCUGGGCAGCACAGAGCUGAGGAAGGCCAUUGCCGGCUUGUUGUGCUGCUGCUGCCUCAGGGCAGGCCUCUGUCACCCUGACACCUUUGUGUCCAAGGAGACCAGCAGCACCGGGAGCAUCAGGCACAGCAGCCUGAGGAACAGUUUCAAUAAGAUCAGGAGUCUCACUGUCAACCCCCCGCCUGCACCCAAUGCCCCCAAGAAGAGCCGCCGCCUGAGCUCCACCACCACCUGCCUGUCUGUGUCAAGCGGUUAGACCACAACGGGCUGCCUGGGGCAGGCGUAGCUGUGUGUGUGUUUGAGAGACAUAGAGAGAGAGAGAGUCAGUGGAGGUUCCUCAGAGGAGGAAGGGGGGGGGUCUUCCUACUCAGGGAGUUUCAUAAAAGUAAAAAUAUAAAAAAUACAAAUAUCAAUUAUUAAUUUGUAGCAUACUGCAAUUAAAGCCAGACUAAGUCAAUGGCACAGAUGGAACUAUCCAAGCAGAAGAUCUCCAUCAAAAAUCGAAGUUAAAGAAUAUGACUAAAUCUAAUCAAAUUUAAAUGCAAUUUAAAUCAAGUUUGAUUUAGUCUUACCAGUCUCAUUUGAUUUAGUCUUAAUAGCUGUUGAUGAAUUUGCAAUGCUAUAUAGACCUAAAUAGUAUAAUUGAUGAUGUAAGUCGCUCUGGAUAAGAGCGUCUGCUAAAUGACUUAAAUGUAAAUGUAAAUAUAGGACUUAUAAUGUAUGGUUACAUUUCCUUUGCUCUGUUAAACCUACCCUUUGGAACUACUUUGAUAGCAACAGUGAAUAUAUUUAGUUAUUGAGAGGUCUCUGAAUAAUCACUCACAAUAGCACAUUGGUAGUAGGUGAUAUAAAAACUAAGCUGGGUUUGGUUAAAACCCUGUAUUGGAGACCAAAUGAAUAGUUGUAGAUCAAUUCUCCAAUAGGAGGUGCUGCCCAGACACAUUUUAUUUCCUGAUAUUGGACAUCCCGUUGAUGAUCUGACAGUUUCAAAAGGUACAAAUUCAAUUUACUGUAUUUUAAAGAAGGGUUGUCUAUGUUGAAAAGUGGUUACUAUGAUGACAUAAUCCUGUGGUUGACAUUUCACCCUCAAAACAAAAGUUUAUGACUUUUUUCAAAUCCAAUGUAUUUUCCACGUAACAUAUACAUUGUCUAAUUACACUGAGACAAUGUUGAUUCAACCAGUUUGUGCCCAGUGGGUCAAGGUAGGUAUAGGGCAAAUUCUAGUAUCAUGUAGUAGCCUAAACCUAUCGAUGUUACAUUGAGCUGGAUGAAUGGAAUAUGAAAUGACAGUCAUCCAAUAUGCUGAAAUAGAAAUAAGGCCAAGCUCAUAAGAAAAAGAUUGUCCUCCCAAAUCUGAAAGGGCACUAACUGCCACUGGUGUGUGUGUGUGUGUGUGUGUGUGUGUGUGUGUGUGUGUGUGUGUGUGUGUGUGUGUGUGUGUGUGUGUGUGUGUGUGUGUG
Oncorhynchus gorbuscha (pink salmon) is the source of this 3287-nucleotide messenger RNA. Its product is annotated as sphingosine 1-phosphate receptor 4-like. Bases 884 to 2083 code for a protein of 399 amino acids. NCBI's taxonomy places the organism in Eukaryota, Metazoa, Chordata, Actinopteri, Salmoniformes, Salmonidae. Gene Ontology annotation, molecular function: sphingosine-1-phosphate receptor activity. Gene Ontology annotation, biological process: G protein-coupled receptor signaling pathway. Gene Ontology annotation, cellular component: membrane. The transcript is spliced from 2 exons. The record is from RefSeq and is a predicted model, not a curated record.